AUGUCGAACAAAACAGGCGAACUGGUAGUAAAAACGGAAGCAAAGCAUGCUGUCGCCGAGAAGAUAAGUGCGGACGCGCGACAUACUUCAAACUCAAGCUCGGGAGACUCUGUCGAUGAUAUCGACGGCGACUAUGGUUCUUAUGGGUUUCAUGUCUUCGCAGAUCCAGCAGUCGCCGCUCACUGGGCGGCUGUCUAUGACAAGGCUAGCUAUGAAGGCAGGCACCGAUUCGAUCCAGCUUUUACAUGGUCGGCCACGGAGGAGAAAGCCGUCCGAAAGAGAGUUGAUUACCGCAUUAUGCUGUGGUGCUGGUGGAUGUUUGUGGCUCUCGAGCUCAACAGGCGCAACAUUAACCGCGCAAUCUCGGACAACAUGCUACCUGAACUCGGCAUGACCACGAACGACUUCAAUUAUGGGCAGACAAUAUUUCUACUCUCCUUCCUGGCUGCAGAACUACCAUCCGGGCUUAUCUCGAAAAAGCUUGGACCAGAUAUCUGGAUACCUAGUAUCAUCUGUAUGUGGAGCAUUAUCUCAGCAGCCCAAGCUGGUAUCACGAGCAAGACUAGCUAUUAUGUGAUAAGAUGCCUCUUGGGCUUACUUAUGGGCGGAUUCAUACCUGACACAGUGCUCUACAUCACAUAUUGGUACAAGAAGAAAGAGCUUUCCAUCCGCCUUUCGUGGUUCUGGACGGUUUUGUCGGUCUGCAACAUCGUCGGCUCUCUUCUAGCUGCGGGCAUUCUUCAGAUGCGCGGAAUUGGUGGAUGGUCAGGCUGGCAGUGGCUGUUCUUGAUCGAGGGACUCUUCACACUCAUCAUUGGCAUACUCUCCUGGCACUUCAUGCCUGCCUCGCCUGCACAAUCUGCUGGUCGAUUUCGCGGUGGCCGCCACAGUCCAGGCUGGUUCAACGAGCGCGAGGAGAAAAUCCUGGUCAACCGGCUACUUCGCGACGACCCAUCUAAAGGUGAUAUGCAUAACCGUCAAGCAGUUACACUUCCUCUCCUAUGGAAGGCGCUCAAAGACUACGACCUAUGGCCGCUGUACCUUCUCGGACUAACCACAUUCAUUCCUGCCACGACCACACAGAAUUACCUGGCACUCAUUUUACGCACCAUGGGCUUCAGCACUUUCAACGCAAAUUUGCUGACGAUUCCCUCUCAAUUCCUUUACGGGACCAACCUGCUCAUCAUUACCUGGUUUUCAGAACGUGUCAAUGAACGCGCAAUGGUAGCAUCAAUCGCAAACUGGUGGUUCCUGCCUUUCCUAAUUGCCUUGGUCGUUCUUGGUACCUCCGCAUCCAAUUGGGUACGUUACGCUCUUCUCUCAGGUCUUCUCUCAUACCCGUAUCAACACGCCAUUCAGGUUGCCUGGAACAGCCGAAACAGCAAUAGUGUCCGAACACGUGCCGUCAGCGCAGCGCUCUACAACAUGUUCGUCCAGAGUGGGAAUAUCAUUGCUAGCAAUGUCUAUCGCGAGGAGGAUAGGCCGUUCUAUAUCAGCGGCAACAAAGUAUUGCUAGGUCUCACCUGCUACAAUCUGGUGUUGUACGGGCUUGUCAAGUUUUACUACGUGAAGCGUAAUGCGCAUCGAGAAAGGAUCUGGAACAAGAUGACGGCUGAGGGGAAGAAUGACUAUAUUCAUAACACCAAGGAUGAGGGUGCGAAGAGGUUGGAUUUCAGAUUCGCGCAUUAA
This is a messenger RNA of Lithohypha guttulata, 1689 nucleotides long. RefSeq lists its product as uncharacterized. The record is from RefSeq and is a predicted model, not a curated record. Gene Ontology annotation, biological process: transmembrane transport. Bases 1 to 1689 code for a protein of 562 amino acids. Gene Ontology annotation, cellular component: membrane. Gene Ontology annotation, molecular function: transmembrane transporter activity. NCBI's taxonomy places the organism in Eukaryota, Fungi, Ascomycota, Eurotiomycetes, Chaetothyriales, Trichomeriaceae. The transcript is spliced from 4 exons.